Messenger RNA from Tremella mesenterica DSM 1558, 3684 nucleotides. RefSeq lists its product as uncharacterized. Gene Ontology annotation, cellular component: cytoplasm. The transcript has 14 exons. Gene Ontology annotation, biological process: peptidyl-serine phosphorylation; autophagy. Lineage: Eukaryota; Fungi; Basidiomycota; Tremellomycetes; Tremellales; Tremellaceae. Gene Ontology annotation, molecular function: protein serine/threonine kinase activity; ATP binding. Bases 1 to 3684 code for a protein of 1227 amino acids. The record is from RefSeq and is a predicted model, not a curated record.
AUGGUCGGGCUCUCAGCGCAGCCAACGCUGUACAAACCUAAAUCCAAGAUACGUCUUCGACUAGGUCUCACUCCACCUCAUCCUAAACCCGCACCAGCACCUGUCGCCCAAAUCACCACCCACACCUCUCAAACGACAGUUACCAACGUCAACACCAACAACAGCACUGUUUCACUCACCUCGCGCCCGGAUUCCCGUUCAGCUUUCACAUACGAUUCCUCUGUUCGAUCUCAACGAUCACCAGCAUUCGACGUGAUUUCUUACUCUACUCAAUCACCCGCUUCAUUGGCUUUCUCUCACCACCCAAAUCCCUCCACUCAGACUUUAGCCGAUGAAACCGUCAACACGGUUCACGCGGUGUAUCCAUCACCACCUACGACGGAUGAGAGGGACGACACUAUCCAUGCUACUGCUGGACACGGACCGAUUCGAACGAUGGAAAUGGCUUUAGAAUCACAUCCUCACGUGUCGGCAGAGAUAAAAUCUCAGGACGUGUUUCAUCUGUCGGACGAACAGUUGAGCGAGAGGUUUGUGUUUGUCGAUGAAAUUGGAUUUGGAAAUUGGGGAAGUGUGUGGAAAUGUCAACCUCGUAGAGUCAGAGACAGUGCGUUGACGAGGAAGGAUAUUGGUGUGAAACUUGGUAAAGUCAGCGCGGCGGGUUAUGGGGGUGGAGCCAGGGGAGUGGUGGCUAUUAAAUUGGUUCAUAGGAGUAAAGAUCCGACCACCGCUGCUAGAGUCAGAGCUCUUUGGGGGGAAAUGAAAAUUAUUCGGGGACUGAGACACGAGCCUCAUCCCAGUAUCAUACAAUUUGAAGCAUUUGUGAUCACUCCGAGUUAUGCGCUCGUCAUAAUGCCAUAUCUGUCUCACCUUAUUCCGGUCUGUCUCCCGCCACAAAUCGCUAUACCCUACUUCCGACAACUCGCUUCCGCCGUGGGAUACCUCCACGAGAGGGGAAUCACCCACAACGACAUCAAACCCGCCAACGUGCUUCUGGGAUACAACGAUGUACCAGUCUUGGUCGAUUUCGGAUUCGCCCAAAAGUGGCAAGUCGGCGCUAGGGGUAGUUUCCUCAGUAGCAUAUCGUGGGGAACUCCAGAGUACCUCGAUCCGCAAAGAGCAAAGGGUAUGCCACAUGAUGAGCGUGCGUCGGAUGUUUGGUCACUUGGGAUAACAAUGUUUGAAAUCCUCAUCGGUCGUACUCCUUUCGAAGCGAACGAGGAGGAAGAGUUUUUCACUCCCGAACAGUUGAUCGUCUACUAUGAACGCACCAAGCGCGGUGUGUGGGUAGGCGAUUGGUCCAUGCCAUCGGACUUGGAAGAACUCUUACGAGCAAUGAUAAAUCCCGAUCCAACCUACCGCCUUACCGCGAUGCAAGCGUAUCAUCAUCACGCUCUACAACCUUCAUCACCAUCCAUCAUCGUCACGCCUCACUUCGUACGUAUGGCUGCGACAUUUGAUGACGAGCCUUUACCAGCACCAAGCAAACAGGACAUUACGACUGUCGCCCGACACGAAAAGAGCAAGUCAGUGGCGGAUGCAAAGAAGAAGAGAAAGACUAAAGAAGCGCCACGAGCCGCCACUCCUAUUCCCUUGGGAGAGAGUAUCAAACAGCAUGCUAAUCUCACCAAGGGAAGAAGUCAGAACUUGCAGGAAGGUAAGGAGAAUAUGUAUAAUGGGGACUCACAGACGCCAUCUCCUCAGAAGAACAGACUGAAGCAGAGACGAGAGCUUGGUGAGAAUGAAAGACACGAGGAUGAUCUUACUCCCACCAAAUUGACCAAACCUGCCCAACCCUUGCAGUUACUUCGUGUCAAAGAAUUGGAUACGAAUGUACCCGAGAAGAGAUUAUCUCCUCGUACAUCCCAACCUCAGCUCACCGCCGCCAGACCCGCAUCUGCUGCAUCUGACGCACGAGCCACUCCAGAGUUGAGAGAUAGCAAAGAUACCACCGUCGCGCAACUUUCUCACCGAGUCUCCGCCAUGUCCCUCGCAUCAUCUGCCUCCGGGGCAAAGACGAAAGAAGAGGCAGUUCUCAGAACGAUGCGUUCGUUAGAAGGUAUCAAAAAGAAACCCUCUCAACGUGACUUGUUAUCAAAGAUUGGACGUCCAGCUCCUGAACCGCCGAGACCGAGAUCGAUGGAUUCGAUACCGGAGGAAGGGAAGAAGAAGAGUUUGACGGUGGUGCCGGAAAGACACAGCGUGCCAAUUGAUAUGCUCAUAAACCCUCUACCGAAGAUCGAGUUGAAGCAAGAAGGGACAGUCUCGAAUGCCUCAGUCCCUACCAGUCCUCCGAGAAAAGUCCAAAGUCCAGGCAAGGUCGUCGGACAUGCACAGAGUCCGGUUCGACACCAAGUCAACGCUCCUCGUCCUGCCGACGCAGUGGCCUUGCAGAGACAAAGUGGGAUCACCUUUCCUAAACCUGACUUUGACUCGCCUUUGGCUGAGUUGAGGGAGAGGAUUCUUACGGAUGAUCAAGAAAAAGCCAUUCGUUUCCGACAACACUCUGGAGAUCUUCUGCCUGCCAAGACGUCGACUCCGGUUGAAGUCCUCAUGGAGACAAAAGUUGAAACCUCUACCCCGGAAGCUGCUUCGAGACCCCUCUCCAGGGCUAAAAGUAUCGAAGCUCUCGCUUUGGACAACAGACUGGACAAGAUUACCGCUUUUGUCAAAAACGUCGAAUUCAUCGUGGACGAAGCUAGAAAAGCGUUGGCAGAAGGUCGAGAACUCGAUCUCCCUUUGCUAUCUCUUCCACAAGAAGUUGCAGCUCGUCUUACUCCCGAAGCUCUAGCAGCGGAGACAUCUUCCAACCCUGGACCAUCUCAUACGCAGACGACGACAGAGCAAGUCAGUGGAAAGAAUGAGAAUCACGGUAAGAAAGGAGCGGUGACAUUCGGUCAACCUCAUCAAUUCGGAGUGUCACCGGAGAAAGGAGCUAUCCCCGCUCAUUUGAGAACUUCUAGUACUCAAGUGGAGCCUGCUACUCCUCCCAAGUAUCUCACCUAUGCUGAGGCGGAGGCAAAGGUCAGAGCGGCGAAUGAAUGGAUGGAGAUGCAGGGCAGGGGUGUUAGGAAGGAACGUGCGCCUAUCUCACACGUUAUGAAAAUCUUUGAUCGACCUUCUUCACGUUCCAACACUCCCGAACCUUCCAUGAUCCCACUCAAAGCUCCCGCACUACGUGGUGCUCCCUCCACACCAGCCUUACGUUCUACCACCACCCGUGCUGUCCCCGCUAGGAAAUCCGAAUCCAAUUUGCGUAAUUUCGCCACCAUGCCAUCUUCCCUCUCCAUCCCUUUGGUCUCCGACGAUGAAGAUGAAGUUGAUCAUGGACAUAUUCAUCGUCAAAGAGGGGUAUACGAACAAUUACUCGAUCAAACUCCCGGUGUGGUGAGACAAGGUGAUGGUUGGUCUUCUUGGCGUAGUAUGGCAAAACCAUCUUCAAUGGCAAGUUUAAGAGAGAAAGCAAGGAAUUUAUUAAGAGAUGAUGAAAGAGGAAGACAUAUUACUAAUUUGGCUGAAGAAGUCAAAGAUAAGAGGAAUUCGAAAUUGGUCAGUACGUUUAGUACAAGUACCGUAGGGAUCGGAUUACGUCCUCAAACACCGGCAGCCGCUUCAACUUUGAAAGAUGGAAAGGUGAAGGGAAUUUUCAAAGCUAUCCGAGGGGUUAUGGGAGGGAACAAGGCAUGA